Knipowitschia caucasica is the source of this 1059-nucleotide messenger RNA. NCBI's taxonomy places the organism in Eukaryota, Metazoa, Chordata, Actinopteri, Gobiiformes, Gobiidae. The record is from the annotation of a GenBank genome assembly.
AUGAGCAGCAUCAGUGAGAGAGACACAGACACAGAGGGAGUGACAACCAGGACAAGGCUCAGUGUGAACAUGACAGUCACUUAUUCCAGUGAAGUGGCCAACGCGUCCUUCUUCAGUUUCCACCGCCUGCUGCUUCGCUGGAGGGGGAGCAUCUACAAGCUUCUGUACAGGGAGUUUGCUGUGUUUAGUUUGGUCUAUGCUCUGCUCAGCCUUGUGUACAGGCUUGUCCUUUCUGAAUCUCAGAGAAGACUGUUUGAGAAAGUAUCAUGUUACUGUUUCAUGACUCCUGAAGAGAGAAAGGUGUUUGAGAAUAUCCACUCACCUCAUCUGAAGUACUGGAUACCGUUUGUGUGGUUUUCCAACUUGGCAACGCAAGCUCGAAAAGAGGGCCGAAUCCAAGACAGCAUUGACCUGCAAAACAUUCUCAAUGAGAUGAAUACUUUCAGAACAUGGUGUGCAACUCUUUUUGGCUUUGACUGGGUUGGAAUCCCCCUGGUCUACACACAGUUUCUUGACCCAGCGCAGCGUUACCAGGGCCAUGACCUGGACCUUUAUGUCCCUGUGUUCACUCUCCUACAGUUCCUCUUCUUCUCUGGGUGGUUAAAGGUGGCAGAGCAGUUGAUCAAUCCAUUUGGAGAGGAUGAUGAAGACUUUGAGGCUAACUGGAUUAUUGACAGAAACCUGCAGGUGUCCCUCUUAGCUGUGGAUGAGAUGCAUAUGGACCUCCCUCAUUUAACAAAAGAUAUUUACUGGAACGAUAGUGAGGCCCGGCCUCCGUACACAUUGGCUGCUGCAGACUCCUGCAUCGCUUCCUUCCUUGGGUCAACCACGGACAUGGGUUUGUCUGACAUUCUGCAGUGUGAUGAAGCCAGUCUAAAUAACACAAAGCAUCUUCAACAGCAACGGUCAUGUACUUCUCAACAACCAGAGUUGGUUCUGGGCAGAGUUCGUCGGCUGCUGAGUGUUCAAGAGCCUCCAGAUCUGCAACUUCCUCGACCCGUGUUCAAAAGACACAGCAGUGAUGCCACAGGAAGCUUCUUCCCGAGUCUGGGGUAUUGA